This is a messenger RNA of Cynoglossus semilaevis (tongue sole), 2802 nucleotides long. RefSeq names its product polymerase (DNA directed) iota (gene poli). Gene Ontology annotation, molecular function: damaged DNA binding; DNA-directed DNA polymerase activity. Gene Ontology annotation, biological process: translesion synthesis. The coding region runs from base 121 to 2301 and encodes 726 amino acids. The record is from RefSeq and is a predicted model, not a curated record. The transcript is spliced from 10 exons. Lineage: Eukaryota; Metazoa; Chordata; Actinopteri; Pleuronectiformes; Cynoglossidae.
AGUCAACUGGAAACUGCGCAGAUGGAAAUAGUCCUUUUGCUGAUUGUUACACUUCCUGCACAUCAAACGCUUUAGGAUUUGUUUGUGUUCUUUCACAAAACACGAGUUUUAUAUUCUGCCAUGGAUAAUAGUGGGGAUGAGACCGAGGAGGAUGACAACGAGUGGGGGAGGAAUGUUGUGCCGUCUGCACCACUCGAACGUACUGAUGUUUUUGCUUUAGGUACUGGCCUUAACAAGAAUAUGGAACCAUACGCUACACACAGAGUCAUUUUGCAUUUUGACCUGGACUGCUUUUACGCCCAAGUGGAAAUGAUCAGAAAUCCAGCGCUGAGAGAAGUACCUUUAGGUGUUCAGCAGAAAUACAUUAUAGUCACCUGCAACUAUGUGGCAAGAGAGCAGGGUCUCACCAAACUAAUGUCUGUGGCUGAUGCAAAAGAGAAGUGUCCCCAGCUGGUGCUGGUGAAUGGAGAAGACCUGACACACUACAGAGAAAUGUCUUACAAAGUCACAGAGCUGCUGAUGUCCUACUGUCCUCUGGUAGAAAGGCUGGGAUUUGAUGAAAACUUCAUGGACAUCACAGAGAUGGUGGAAAAAAGGCUGUCAGAGACAUCAGAUAUAAACAACUUGUGUUUUAAAGGCAAUGUCUACAACCGUUACAGUGCAGACGUGAAGGCCCAGGAUUAUUCCAGACUGGCCGUUGGUUCACACAUUGCAGCAGAGAUAAGAGAGGCUAUGCACAGCCGACUUGGUCUGACUGGCUGUGGUGGCAUCGCCACAAACAAGCUUCUGGCCAAACUUGUGUCUGGUACCUUUAAACCCAAUCAGCAAACCACACUGCUUCCAGAAAAUAUCAGUGACAUCAUGAGUUGCCUGAGCAGUCUCCGCAAAGUACCGGGGGUAGGUCAUCAAACAAGCAAAAGACUUCAAGCCCUAGGACUGGUCAGCAUCAAAGACCUACAGCUCUUUCCGUUAAAUGACUUGGUGAAUGAGUUUGGAGCUCACUCUGCAGAACGUUUGAAGAAUCUGGUCAUGGGCAUUGAUACCUCCCCUGUAACACCCACUGGUGCCCCUCAGUCUCUCAGUGAUGAGGACUCUUUCAAAAAAAUCUCAACAACCAAAGAUGUUUUGGAAAAAGUUCAGCAGCUUUUGAGCAGUCUGGUAGAACGGAUGCACAAGGAUGGCAGACAGCCUCAAACCUUCAGGCUCAGCAUCCGCAGGUAUUCUGCGACUAACAAGUGGCUCAGCCGUGAAAGCCGCCAGUGUCCAGUCCCUUACCACAUUGGACAGAAGAUCACCUCUGGUGGCUGUAAAGACGCCGUGGUCCUCUUGGUCCCAUUGGCCAUGAAGCUCUUCCAGAAAAUGGUGAACAGCAACUCCCCCUUUCACCUCACCCUCGUUAAUGUUUGUUUCAGUAACCUGCAGGCCAGGGGAGCUGCCGUCACAGGAAAGGGCUCCAUAACAGCUUUCCUGACACACAGCACAUCUCCCAGAAUAACACCCAUGUGCUCACCACAAAAACAGAACGAUUCCUCUAACAGUGAGAAGAAUCACAGCGUCAACAGCCAACGUGCCGUGCAUAAUAACAUAUUUCUAUGUAGCCGAGAAAAAACAUUGACCACAAAAAGCACUUGUGGCUCCCAGGCAGUAUUACAUGAGCUCAAGAGGAAAUGGAGCUCUGCUGAUGCUGGGGAGUCUAACCUUCAAACGCAGUUCACCAGAACAGGACCAAACCCUGAUAACAAAAGCCACAGUGUGUCCAAUCAGAUGCCUUCCAAUUGUGACCCGGAAGUGUUGAAACUUCUGCCUGAGGAUAUCCAACAAGAACUGCUUUCUUAUUCUUACAUAAACUCUCUUCCUAGUACUUCUGCCAACUCGUCUCAACCAAGCAGAAUUUCUGGUGUUGUCCAGAAGGCAAAAAACACGUCACCAGACACCAUCAUACACUUGAAGGAAUUUGACGACCCAACACUGACUGUUAAUAAACCUGAUCCGUUAUCCACAGGAACCGUAAUUAAUCACCACAGGCCUCUGGCUGUGAGUGAGUGUUCAGUGACAGAAGGGAGAAUGUCAUUCCCCUUGUCUUCUGUCUGCACAUUCCCAGGAAAUGUAGACCUCAAGGUGUUUUCUGAGCUUCCUCUAGAUGUUCAAAGAGAGUUGAUGUCUGAGUGGAAACAUCAGAAACCAGUGCUGAAAGUUCUGUCAUCCAGGAAACCAGGGGCACUACCAAAAACCAAAGACAAGAAAAGUGCAAGAAAAAAGAGUCAGAGCAACAGUCUCCUGAACUAUUUCAAAUCUAGUUAGAGAAAUGACGUGACCAGCGUGACCUCUGCACUGAAUAUGUUAUGACUACAACUGUGAGUUAUGUUCAUUAAAAAUGUUAUUUUCCUAAUGCCUUUAACAUCUACUUUUAUAUACAUCUUUAUUUUUAUUUGUGCACUUUAGUUUGCAGCAUUUGACAUUGAUGUAAACCUAAUCUUGAGACAAUGAUGGAUCUGGGGUGGGGUGAAAAAUUACAUAGACAGUUUUAUUUUUUACAAAGUAGCAGUAAGUAAUUAGAAAUUAUUGAUUGUAGUAAAAGUAAAUAUUGUUGUUUUCUUGUUGUCGGGUGUUUUGAAAAGUGCUCUUUAAAAUGUAUUGUUAUUAUCGUUGUUGUUGUAGAGUAGUGGGUCACAUCCAUUGUGCAGCACACUAACGUGCCAUGGAAAUAUUCCAAUACCACUGUAGUACGUUCUAAAACUCAAAUACUCUCCCACGAGGUUGCAGCAGAUGCCUAUUAAAGACAGACUGUGAGCUGUUCAAGAA